This is a messenger RNA of Hemicordylus capensis (graceful crag lizard), 1709 nucleotides long. RefSeq names its product pentraxin 4 (gene PTX4). Lineage: Eukaryota; Metazoa; Chordata; Lepidosauria; Squamata; Cordylidae. Bases 1 to 1596 code for a protein of 531 amino acids. The record is from RefSeq and is a predicted model, not a curated record. The transcript has 3 exons.
AUGGUGGGGGUCCCAGGAAUCUCGCCUACCCUGCUGAUUCUUGUCACCAUCUGUAUUCAUGGAGUCCUGCUUCAGUCACCGCCAAGGACAGGGGAGCAAAGAAAGCCGUUCUUUGAAAGGUUUAGAAGACUUGAAGAGCAGUUCCGUCGGUUUCAGGAGGUCACCCUGAUGCGCCUCCAGGAGAUCGCCGGGAACUACAACAUCUCCUACAACAUCGACGCCCGGUUUGAGCACCUGCUAAGCCGGCAUGGCACUCUGGAGUCUGCUGCCAACGAGACUCACGCAGCAACAGCCGAGGAGCUGGACCACUUGAAAACCUGGAUGCGGAAACUGCAAAAUAAGACCAAGAAGAUAGACCUGAGGGUCGUGGCCCUGGAAGAAUCCUCACGUGAGAAGAUCCGAGAAAGCUCCGCGGAGAAGCAGCAGCAGAGCGCGCUCCUGUCCAGUUUGACCCAAGAAGCCUCCGACCAUAAAGAGGAUGCUCAGGCCCUGCGUGCCAGCCAGGCAACCCUGCAGAAAGCCCUGGAGAGCCUCCAAGAUGCCCUGAAAAGCCAGGGCACCAAGCUGGACCAGCUGGAGCAGCUGCUGAAGAGUCCUGUGCAGAAUGAGGUCCUCCUGCCCGCCCCUCUGGCUGCUGCUCAUCUCCUGAGCCAGCCUCCCCAAGAGAAGGCCCCAGAGGCCGCUGGUGGACAGAAUCCGACCCGGAAGAAGCUGCGGGUCAAGCAUCAGCAAGGGAAGAAGCUGCAGCAGGAGAGCAGCCGGCUCGUGGCCCAGUCCCAGCGGAGAGGGCUGCAGAGCGGAUCCCUGCCGGGGCAGAUGGUGCCCCAGCAGGAGACUGGACCAGAGACUGGGCCAUCUCCACCGGAGCCACAGGCGCUCAGGCAGCAGCACUCAGUCAUGGACAAAGCCUCGGAGGAGCAGGAGGGGGCCCAAGUUCCCCGGAAGCCGGGGACAAUCUGCAACGUGGGCGCCAUGCUGGUCUUCCCCAAUGCUUCCACGGAGAACUUUGCCACCUUCAAGCCUGGCUUCCCCACCGGCCUGCUUGAGCUGAGCCUCUGCAGUUGGGUGAGCACCAACGCCAGCUACCUGGGCACCAUCCUAUCCUAUGCCACCGAGGAGAACGACAACAAACUGGUGCUGCACGGCCGGGACGCCGCCCCCAGGAAUGCCAUCCACUUCGUCAUCGGCGACCCCGCCUUCCGGGAGCUGCCGGUGGGACGCCUACUGGAUGGCCGGUGGCACCACAUGUGCGUCAUCUGGUCUUCCAUCCAAGGGCGAUACUGGUUCUACGUGGACCGAAGGCUGGCUUCCAUGGGCUCCAGGUUCCAGAAGGGCUAUGAGAUCCCCCCCAGGGGGUCUCUCAUCCUGGGUCAGGAGCAAGACACGAUUGGCGGGGGAUUUGAAACGUCGGAAGCGUUUGUGGGGCUCCUUGCCGGCUUCGCCGUGUGGGAUCGCGCCUUGUCGCCGGGGGAAGUCUCCGGCAUUGCCACCGGAAAAGGCUUGCCCCGAGGCCCAGUCCUCACGCUGGCCAACAUCUCCGUUCUGAACGGAUCCGUGCAGAAGGUGGACUGUACUUGCCUGGAGCACUGUCUGUAAAUCUGCCCAAGGAAUGUCCAUGUACCCGUGGUUCAUAGGCGACGAGAAUAAGCUCAAGCGACCUCUUCUGGAAUACAGCCCCGGCAAAGAUCCGGCUGAGGCCACCCUAGACU